ACGACACUUGGAUAUUGUCUUUUAAACAGCAAUCACGUUUUCCGUUAAGCUUUGCUUGUGAUUUAUGCAUUAAGGAGACGCAGCUCUGCUUUAAAAUAUGCGCGUAUCCAAGUGACUAAGAACCAAGCUGGAUCGAUCUAUUGAGUAGGAGUUCGGAGUUCGGGUCAUUCAACCAGCUACAUCGACAGCUCGGGAAACAAGAAAACUACGGGAGCAAGUUAAGUGAAAAGUGAAACGGAGCUGCCGAGAUCUAGGUGUGCUUAUCAUGUUAAUGUCCGCUGGUUCACGUUCAAGAUGUCAUCGGAGCGAAAACUGAAUGAAGACUAUUGGAACAUGUCUGGCAAUGGGCAGUAACACAACACCUUGAUAGUGGUCACGUGGCUUUCCUGACUUGUGAUACAACUGAGGACUUCUGGGUACCAGUAAUGAGGAUCAGGAUCACCAUUUUAUAGCUCCUCAUCACUGCAUUAGCAACCUUAUGAAAAACUCUGCCUGGGCAUGUACUUGACAUCCAAAUGGCUGCAGAUAAGGCGACAAAGCAUAUUGUGGAGCAAUGGAAGAAAUAUCACUGGGAAUGUCUCCUGAGGAUGUCUACUGAGCCCUACCCUCCAGGUUUAUUCUGCAACCGGACCUUUGACAUGUACGUCUGCUGGACUGAUGGUGAACCCAACACAACAGUGAAAGUUCCCUGCCCAUGGUAUCUUCCCUGGUAUGACCAAGUUAAAAGUGGCUUUGUUUUUCGUAAAUGUGGAGCAGAUGGUCAGUGGGUGACCAAUAACUCGGAUGUUCCUUGGAGAGAUCAUUCUCAGUGCCAGCCUGAUGACAACGGCAAUCAGUCUGAGCAGGAGCAAAAGAUCUGGAUCCUUGCUCAGUUCCAGCUUAUGUACACGGUUGGAUAUUCACUGUCCCUGGCAGCACUUGUCUUGGCACUCAGCAUCCUUCUGGCCUUUAGAAAGUUGCGCUGCACUCGGAAUUACAUCCACAUGAACCUGUUUGCUUCAUUUAUCCUGCGUGCUGGAUCCAUUCUGACCCGCGACUCUCUACUCAAGCGGCAAAUGGAGUUUACAGAUGGGGAGCUUCCUGGGCUGCUGAGUGAUCAGGAGUUACUUGGAUGCCGCCUUGCACAGAUCCUCAUGCAGUACUGCGUUGAGGCAAAUUACAGCUGGCUCCUGGUAGAAGGGGUGUACCUCCACAACUUACUGGUGCUGAUGGCCUCCACUGAAAAGAAGAGCUGUUUCUGGAGUUACCUGCUUAUUGGCUGGGGUUCUCCGGUGUUGUUUGUCGUUCCCUGGAUCCUGAUGAGAUACUUCUAUGAAAAUGAAAAGUGUUGGGAGAAGAAUGAGGUGCUGGCACACUGGUGGAUCAUCCGAUCACCCAUCCUUGUGGCUGUUCUGGUCAACUUCUUCAUAUUUCUACGAAUAAUUAAAAUCCUUGUCUCCAAGCUGCGGGCUCAACAGAUGAGAUAUACAGACUCCAAGUUCAGACUUGCUAAGUCCACUUUAACUUUGAUACCACUGCUGGGCAUUCAUGAAUUGGUGGCCUUUUUCACUGAGGAAAAUGUACAGGGUACAGUGAGGUACCUGAAACUCUUCUUUGAGCUCUUUCUCAACUCCUUCCAGGGCUUCAUUGUUGCAGUCCUCUACUGCUUCUUUAACAGGGAGGUGCAAUCUGAAAUCAAGAAAAAGUGGCAGCGUCACAAGUUGGGCAUGAGCCUUCUUGAGGAGCAGCGGCACACCUUCAGCCAAAUGCCAAAUGAGGCUGCCAACACAGGCCGAUGGCUAAGACAGCAGCCAAUCACAUGGCAACAGCCCUGUGAUAGAGCAAGUUCCGUCUGCUCCUCUGAGAACUCCUUCUCCACCCACUACAAACACACUGAGGGAAAAAGGAUCAAACUGUACAGAAAUGUGACUAUACUAAAGCAGGAACCUCACGGAACAGAGGGUGAAGUCAACAGGUCCCUAAAAGCAACAUACAUGGAGAGCUACUGCUGAUGGGAGAUACCAGUGUCCACCUGUGCGGCCAGUUGUGUAACCCCACUGGCCAUGUCGCUAAUUUCUGAAGGUCUAAGUGAUGAAGGAGAAUUUACUGCACCUUCAGUGCCACAUUUUAGAUUACAGUGUGAUGCUUUGUCCUCAAAUUUGUGUCUACUGAAACUAAGUAAAGUAGACAUGAUUGAAAGAUUCUGAAUGUAGUGACCUGUUCGGAUUUAAUGACAAAGAACAUUUUAAAUGUUCUGAUCUUCAAAGUGAACUGCACACUGUGAAAAAAUGCAAAUGAAACUAUGUCAAAA
Erpetoichthys calabaricus (reedfish) is the source of this 2290-nucleotide messenger RNA. It is a transcript of the gene gipr, whose product is annotated as gastric inhibitory polypeptide receptor. Gene Ontology annotation, cellular component: plasma membrane. The transcript has 14 exons. The coding region runs from base 516 to 1991 and encodes 491 amino acids. NCBI's taxonomy places the organism in Eukaryota, Metazoa, Chordata, Cladistia, Polypteriformes, Polypteridae. Gene Ontology annotation, molecular function: G protein-coupled peptide receptor activity; gastric inhibitory peptide receptor activity; peptide hormone binding. Gene Ontology annotation, biological process: adenylate cyclase-modulating G protein-coupled receptor signaling pathway; cell surface receptor signaling pathway. The record is from RefSeq and is a predicted model, not a curated record.